This is a messenger RNA of Engraulis encrasicolus (European anchovy), 1183 nucleotides long. Its product is annotated as carbonic anhydrase 4-like. Bases 218 to 1156 code for a protein of 312 amino acids. Gene Ontology annotation, cellular component: plasma membrane. Gene Ontology annotation, molecular function: zinc ion binding; carbonate dehydratase activity. The transcript is spliced from 11 exons. Gene Ontology annotation, biological process: one-carbon metabolic process. NCBI's taxonomy places the organism in Eukaryota, Metazoa, Chordata, Actinopteri, Clupeiformes, Engraulidae. The record is from RefSeq and is a predicted model, not a curated record.
GCGUGUCACUCAGACUGCUGAUAUAGGCCUACUGUCCAAGACCACAUGAGGCUCCUCUCACUCAGAGGGGACAUCCAGUACACCUUGCUGCAGCUUGGGCUAUGUCAUUGUGAUUCGAUUAUAGUGUCAUCGGCGCCUGGAUUCUAAUCAGUUUUGGCCUACCGUAUCUAUCGUGAGCCGGCACCACCCCCCUGCCUGCCUGGAAAGUUGCAUAAAAAUGUAUUUGAUAUUCCUUUUGUUGGUGGCAAAUGCAGUUGUGUUGUCUGGGGCUUCAGAGGACUGGUGCUAUACAGGCUGUGAAAGCUCUCCAUCCCACUGGCAUGACCAUUUUCCGAGAUGUGGAGGGGAAGAACAGUCCCCCAUCAACAUUGACACUAAAACGGUCAACAGCUUGAAAGCCCUCAACAGCUUCCAAAUGACUGGUUUUGAGAAAAAGGAUGUCAUGAAGAGACUCUCGAAUAACGGGCACUCAGUAACGUGCGAACUGGAAAGUGGGGCGGUGAAUAUCAGCGGAGGGGGUCUGCACGGCAAGUACAUGGCUGCACAGUUCCAUUUCCACUGGGGUCGAACAGACCUGAUGCACUUCCCGGGCUCAGAACACUCCAUCGACGGACACAGACUUCCAAUUGAGAUGCACAUUGUAAGUCUGAAGGAAGGCUUGAACAUGACAGAAGUUAAGAACGACUCAAGCGGUCUGGCAGUCCUAGGCUUCUUCAUUGACGAGGGAAAUGGGACUGCUGAUCAGAUUCAAGCCUGGGAUACCUUCACAAAGUUGAUCACAAAUGUUUCAAGCACGGGAGAUAAUGUGGACAUGUCUCUGAGUCUCUCCAUCAAUGACCUUUUGGGGAGUCUCAACAUGAAGGAUUACUAUCGCUACAAUGGCUCCCUGACCACCCCCACCUGCGAUGAAGUAGUGGUCUGGACUGUCUUCCCUAAGCCAAUCCGCAUCAGCAAAGACCUGAUCCAGCGCUUUGCCGGGGAAACAAGCAUCCAGGAUAACUACCGACCCCAGCAGACUCUUCACGACCGCAAGGUCUAUGCCUCCGCCAACAUGGACGUCACAAAUCCUGAGUCUGGACAUCACUGGUGCUAUGCUGGAUGUGGUGAGUUCAACAAUUACGUAGUCAUGACUGUUGAAGACCAUUGUUGUUUUUAGUUCAUAUUGUUUUCUGUUUCAAUCAUU